CCUUUUUUCUUUUUUUUAAUCUCUCUAACUUCUACAGGCAUCCAAUCAUUUUUCUUCCAAAUUAUACAAAACUUUCCUACCACAUGCACACCUAUUAGAGAUUCCCUGUAGGCUUUCAUAAUCUCGAUAGGGAAUAUAGAAUUAGCAAUGCAACAAUAAGAUAACAAACAAAGUUUUUUCUAAUCCUUCUUUUACUAACUUUAACAGAUGUUAGCAAGGCAUAAUUCAAUCUAACUUUAACAAGACAAAGUACAUAAUGCCAAUCAAUGGAGAUAAGGCAUUUCUAGAGGUAGUAAAGAAGAGUCAUGCUAAUAUAAUACUAUGUUAAGCUUACAUAUUCCUAACAUUUCUUUUCCCUAACCAUCACAUCCUUUUCCAAUUUUCUUUUUCAAGAAGGCACAAGAGUGACAACUCCAUAAAAUGCUAGGCAUAGAAGAGGUGUCACUUAUGCCUUUUUUUUCACAAUAAUUUAAUCAUUCACAUAUAAGUUGAUAGCUUGGCAGCAUUAUUAGUACAUGAUUUGUUUAUUCUCGCAUGUUUCCACUAUGCACUUUUAUAAAUACAGCUUCUUUCCCCUCUACAUCCCUUAUCCUCUCCCUACCUAUUUACUCCUGCAAAUCCAAUCUGAUUUCUUCAACUUCACAAGUCCUUUUGUAAGCACAAACCAUGGGUUUUGUUGGAAUUUAUCUACUUGUUUUUCUAGCCAUUUCCAAAAGAAUUCAAGGUUAUGGAAGUGGAUGGUCUAGAGCUCAUGCUACCUUCUACGGAGGAGGUGAUGCUUCUGGUACAAUGGGGGGAGCUUGUGGCUAUGGAAACCUUUACAGCCAAGGAUAUGGAACAAGCACAGCUGCUUUGAGUACUGCUCUAUUCAACAAUGGACUAACCUGUGGAGCAUGUUUCAAAAUCAAGUGUGUAAAUGAUGCCAGGUGGUGCUUACCAGGUUCCAUCAUUGUCACUGCAACAAACUUUUGCCCUCCAAAUAAUGUUCUUCCAAGUAAUGCAGGAGGCUGGUGCAAUCCUCCUUUACAACACUUUGAUCUUUCUCGACCUUUUUUUCAACACAUAGCUAAUUUCAAGGCAGGAAUAGUCCCUGUUCAGUACAGAAGGGUGGCUUGUAGGAAAACUGGGGGGAUAAGGUUCACUAUAAAUGGUCAUUCAUACUUCAAUCUUGUCCUUGUAACAAAUGUUGGUGGUGCUGGUGAUGUUGUAUCUAUCUCCAUCAAAGGAUCUAGAACUGGUUGGCAGCCAAUGUCUCGCAACUGGGGCCAAAAUUGGCAAAGCAACUCUUAUCUAAAUGGUCAAGCACUCUCUUUUAAGGUCACAACAAGUGAUGGACACACUGUCAUCUCCAACAAUGUUGCUCCCCCUAACUGGUCGUUUGGCCAAACCUUCACUGGCAGACAGUUUUAGCUCUGAUAUAGUCUAGACCUGAACUAACCAAAUCAACUUCAAAAUCUAUACGAGUUUCAAAACCGCUACAUCUAAUUAGUGCUGAUCAAUUAAUUAUGUAAGCACUUUGAAAUGUGUUAGUUUGUAAUAUAAUGACAAUGGUGUCAUAUUAUAGCAAUGCGGGACCUUUUAGCCAUGGCCCCAAAUGCUUUUGUUGCUGUACUUCAACCCUAUGAAAGGGUUAAUGAUUUGUGGUGAAAAUGGUCUCUACCAUUCUUCUUUCUCAUGUUCUUGUAGAAAUUGGAAGAGUUUCACCUCCUUAGUUUUGAGAAGGGAGGGUCAGAAAAAUUAUAUUGAUUACCCUGUUAUUUUUCAGGUUUGUGGGUUAUUCUUCAUUGUAUUUUAGGCUUGUAGCUGGGAAAUAAGUAGCGUUGAUGGUAUGGACAGGAGGCGAAAAGUUUCCUUUUCAGAAUGUAGUGAAUGAUGUAUACUGGCUUGGAAGUUUCUUGCUGGGUUGGACACUGUAUUGUAAACUAGUUGUUCAAUAAAAUAUGUUCUCUGUCAAAACA
This is a messenger RNA of Ricinus communis (castor bean), 1958 nucleotides long. RefSeq names its product expansin-A15. NCBI's taxonomy places the organism in Eukaryota, Viridiplantae, Streptophyta, Magnoliopsida, Malpighiales, Euphorbiaceae. The record is from RefSeq and is a predicted model, not a curated record. The transcript has 3 exons. Bases 667 to 1410 code for a protein of 247 amino acids. Gene Ontology annotation, biological process: plant-type cell wall organization. Gene Ontology annotation, cellular component: extracellular region.